GAAGGAAAAGCAAAGUACGAGCCAGAAGAGACUGGGAUGGUGAGGGAGCAGAGGAGGCAGCGGAUCGUGCAGCAUGAUCUCACGGUCGGAGUCAGGCCGGCAAGGCAGCUGGCGGUGGCAUGAGCCAUGCGCUUUUGCUGGCCGAGCAUAAAAGCGAGAGGGGUUCUCGGCUGGUUCGGGGGUUUUCAAGCGAAGGACAGAGGGUCGGAGAGAGAUCCAAAAGGGAGUUCGAGCGAGAGCAGCCGAGAGAGCGAGAGGGCUGAAAUUUAGCCCCGGCCGAGCGUCGUCUAGCCGUCCUCGACACAAACCGGCGCAACGGAGCUCGCGGUUCCCCCCUUCUUCCACGUCCUCCGACGUUGGGUUUGGCCGAGAGGGACCCAACAAGAGCGUGAGCCCAAGAGAGUGAUCUGCUGUCGUCGGUGGUUCGUCAGUCAGUCGCCGUCCGCCGCAGUAUCCCCACCGAACCAAACCGGCUUUUGUAACAAAUAAGGUCCAAAAUGGAGUGUGAAGAUUGGGACGGCCUGUCAAGUGACUCUGAGUUAUUGGAAGAAGACUUGAAGGAUGAAGAGGAAUAUAACUACACAUCCAACUCUUCGUCCAAGUUGCAAUUCAGGAAAGUAACCUCAGUAGCUCGGUGGAAUAGUGGGGUAGGAAUGGCGGAGGUGGUGGAAAGGAAGGGUCAGUUAUGGAUGACAACUGGCAUUGUCCAUAGCGGGAAGCUGUACUGUUCAAUUGAAGAGACUUUGUUCUUGAUGGAAAUAGGGGCUUUGCUUCUUUUGAGUGAGAAUGAUGAAUCCAUCUCCUUGGAAACUAUGUAUCAGCAACUAGCAGAGGAGAAGGAUGGAUGCUUUUGGGAACUUUAUGAGGUCUAUAGACACCUGAAGUCGCUUGGUUACAUUGUUGGUCGGCAUGGCAUACCUUGGUCUUUGAAGAGUGUGAAGAAAAACACUGGCACAGUUUCUUCUGAAGGUACUUCAGAAAGCCUGGAAGUGCAAUCACCUCAAGACUGCAAUUCUGUAAUUGAAAGAUUUAUAAAGAUGGACUUGAAUGAACUGAAGCUGGUAUUUGAUGUUUAUCUCCCAAAUGGAAAGUUCAGAAAAUCUUCACCUGGUGAUCCAAGCUACGUGCUUAGCUUGAUCAGGGGCCAACCACCAUCUAAAAUAGAAAUUGAGGCUUUUGAAAGACAAUGUGGAGGCAUUCCACUGAAAUUUUGCCUUGUGGAGCACGGGCGUGUCAGUUUCUAUUCCUUUAGCAAAGUGGAGCUUCCUGUCCUGCCCUGAUAAAUGCCUGUGCAUGCAGCUCCAAAGACUUAAUUCAUUGGAUUUUCUUGAUGCACUUCCAGAAAGGAGGAUUUCUAAAUUCUAGGCUUUAAAUGGAGGUGAAUGCUUGUUUCUAUUCUAUCAAGCCUGGAGUAAUUUUCUGUGAUUGCUCUACUCCUGAUAGUUAUUAGCAUCAUUCUUGCAGAAACCGGUGCAUAAUUUGAAAGAACAAAUGUGGUCAUUCUAGCAGCAGGAUGACAUUUUGUAAAGAAUUGCCAAAUGAUUGAUUAUUCAGAUCACUUUCUCAUUCUGUUUCUGCUUUCACUUUCCCCAAGAAUUUGCUCGUACUGUUUGAACUUUGAAUAACAAGGCUGAUAUCUUUCCUCUUCCUAUACUUUGAUUUGAUCGACCUUGCUAUGUUAUGCAUUAUAUAUCUGUCGGGUAACUUUGUGAAAGGAACAAAUGCCUAAAAGGCCAGUUGGUAAAAUUUAUUUGGCUGUUGA
Eucalyptus grandis is the source of this 1762-nucleotide messenger RNA. RefSeq names its product tRNA-splicing endonuclease subunit Sen54. Gene Ontology annotation, biological process: tRNA-type intron splice site recognition and cleavage. The coding region runs from base 498 to 1280 and encodes 260 amino acids. The transcript is spliced from 5 exons. The record is from RefSeq and is a predicted model, not a curated record. Gene Ontology annotation, cellular component: tRNA-intron endonuclease complex. Lineage: Eukaryota; Viridiplantae; Streptophyta; Magnoliopsida; Myrtales; Myrtaceae.